This is a messenger RNA of Candida tropicalis MYA-3404, 1992 nucleotides long. RefSeq lists its product as uncharacterized. The transcript has a single exon. Lineage: Eukaryota; Fungi; Ascomycota; Pichiomycetes; Serinales; Debaryomycetaceae. The record is from RefSeq and is a predicted model, not a curated record. The coding region runs from base 1 to 1992 and encodes 663 amino acids.
AUGUUUGAAAACUCAGCAAAGGAAUCACUGAUGUCAUCUUCAAGAAGUUCAGGGUCUCCAGAUGUAUCUGCACUUGUCACUCCUAAUAAUAUUGAAGAAGUAAAAGAACCGGAAUUAUUGAAAAUCAUACCACCCCAAGGGCCACCUCCGUCUUCCUCAGGAUCUAUUUCUCUAGAAGAUUUCAAACCUUCAUUUAAUUAUGAUUUGGAAGUGUUUAAUUUAUGUAAAGAAUACCUUAAUACUAGAAAUCAUCAUGGUUUGGCAUUGAUUACUAGACAAAAGGGGAUUCCUCCAUUUCUCAGGUUUAAAGUCUGGCCAAUAUUAUUAAAAUCACAUCCAUUCGUCAUCAAUCCAUUUAUACAACCAGAUCAAGAUUUAAUGAAAGAAUCAAGUAGUUCGAGCACAUCAAGCUCAACAUCCACAACUGGUAGUCCGAUUAAUAGUGAACAUUCAAGUAUUAAAGAUGGAAUUUUAAAUCAGGGUAAUGAUACCAGGGAAGAGCCACAGCCACAACCAAGUGAUCCACAUGAAGAGAUUAGACAAAAGAUAAAACGUGAUCUUGGUAAAUACAUUCAAAGACUCAAAUAUUCUCAAUCAAAAUAUACUGUUAGUGAAUUGGAACAUCAAAUACUAUCGAUUUUGGAAGAUUCAGUAUUGAAAUUUAUUUUAAAAUGGGGGAAAAUUAUCAAAUAUGAUCUGUCUUUGACCUGGGUUGCUUUGAAUUUAGCAGAAUGGUUUCCUCCAAUUCCAAAAACUCCGUGGGUUUUGGUUGGUAGAGAUUAUUCUACUGCUGACUCAUCUUUGGUUAUUAAUUUAAUGGAUGAUUAUUCAAAUUAUAUUGACAAUAUCCCAGAUUUAAAAAGUUACCUUGAGAAUUUGAUUUAUAAUGAUGAAAAGAUUUCCAAUAUGUCAUUUAGAGAAGUUUUUGAGAGAUUGGUAUUGGUAUUGUUGCAUUGUCCUGAACCCGAAUCAAGAAGGAAAAAAUCAGAAGUAUCGAAACAUGCAUCUGAUUUGGAUCACUCACAUGUACAAUCUAUGAAAGUAAAUAAAACUACAUUACCUAAAACAGGAGGAACUAUUGAAGAAAGGGUCUCGUAUUUUAUUUAUUGCUUACGUAAGCUAUUACCUGAAUUAUCACAAUAUUUCCAUGAAGAACAAAUUUUAACCAAAUUUGGAUGUUUGGAUGAUGAAUGGUUAAUUUGGUGGUUGAAAUUUUGUGGUACAAAAGUUUGGUCCAAAUAUGACAGAGGUAGGAUCUGGGAUUUUAUGUUGGGCUGGAGAUUGAAAAACCCUCGAAGGGAUUUUAACUACUAUUAUGAAAAAUUAAACUAUGUCAAUAGAAAUACUUUGGAGAAAUUAGGUCCAGAUAUAUUCUGGUCUGUUGGAUCCGAAGAUAAUAAUAAUGUUGAAAGAUUUAAAAAUAAUCAAGGUUUAACUAGAGAUAAAAAGACAAGUUCAUUUAAAGAUUUGAUUAAUGAUUUACAUAAUGAUUUGCAUAUUUCCAAAAAAGUAUCUACAUCGCCAGGUGUACGAAAUACUUCACAUUCAUCAAUCUUGGAUUCAAGUCCAAAUUUUUCAAUUCCUUUUUCUAGAGUUGAUCCUCAUAUUGCAUUGAUUUUUAUUUCAUUGUCAUUAUUAAAAUCAAAAGAAAAUACAUUGGUUGAAUUAGAUCAACAUGAAAUACGACAAUAUUUAUCACGAUUACCAACCAAAUCAUACAAGUAUAAACUGAAGAAUAAAAUGAAUGCUACUCAAAAAAGGAUGAGUAGUUCUUCAAAUUCUUCAUCUAAUUCAACAUCUCCAUUGGGUCUGCCACUGAAUUUGAAUUCUAAUACUGAUGAUCCUAUAUUGUUACCCACCAAUAGAAUUAUCAUCAGUAAUGAUUCGAAUUUUGAUCUGAAACAUAAAGUAAAUUUCAUAGAUAAUAUUAUUUUAGAAAGUGGAGAAUUAUGGAGAAAAUGGUUAUGGCUGGAAAUGAUUGAUGAUAAUUAA